AUGGAAUAUCAAAUAUUCCUUUUGAUUUUGCUUGUUGCUUUCAUUCCAAGAACCAUUUUGGGUCAUAAUGUUACAACGGGUAAAAUUGUGGUUGAUGGAACCACAAAAAUAGCUGAAACCGAUGAGAAUUUCAUUUGCUUCACUUUGGACAUUUGGCCUCAUGAUGAGUGUAGUCAACCCAACCUUUGUGUUUGGGAUAGCCAUGCAUCAGUGCUCAAUCUGGAUUUGUCUCUUCCUAUCCUCAAUAAAGCCGUUCAAGGAAAUGAAUUGGGUGGAGCAAACAGUAUUGGUGCAAGUGUUAGUGCUGCACAAUAUGCAAAAGACCUACUAAAGCUUCGAGAAAUGGUAGAUCGUUUGUAUGAGAAUUCCCAACAAAAACCUAUGAUUGUGGCACCUGGUGCAUUCUUUGAUGACAAAUGGUACCAUGAGCUUGUUACAAAAACUGGACCAAAUGUUGUUACUGCUCUCACUCAUCAUAUCUAUAACAUGGGUGCAGGUGAUGAUCCCAAAUUGAUAUAUAGGUUUGUGAAUCCAACAUACCUAAGUGAAGUAUCAAAGACAUUUAGACAACUGAAGAACAUAGUUGAAAAGCACGCACCUUGGUCUUCUGCUUGGGUUGGUGAAGCUGGUGGAGCCUAUCAUGGUGGAGCCUAUCGUAUUUCUGAUACUUUUAUCAAUAGUUUUUGGUACUUAGAUCAACUUGGGAUGGCCUCUUUGUACAAUACCAAAGUCUACUGUAGGCAAACUUUGGUCGGUGGAUUUUACAGUGUCCUCAAAGCUAAGACUUUUGUUCCUACACCUGAUUACUAUGGUGCACUUCUCUUCCACCGGCUUAUGGGUCCAGGUGUUCUCAAAGUUUAUAAUGAAGUCUCUCCUUAUCUCCGCACCUAUGCUCAUUGCUCAAGGGAAAAAUCUGGUGUAACCAUGCUUUUCAUCAAUUUGAGCAAUACAACAGAGUUUACAAUAAAUGUUGAAGACCCCAUGAACCUAAGUUUGCACAAAAGAGGCAAACCCAACUAUGAUUCAUCUUCAAAUGAUAACGUGGGAACAACAGAAAGGGAGGAAUAUCAUUUGACACCACAAAAUGGUCUUCUUAGAAGUUCCACUGUGCUUUUAAAUGGAAAAGCAUUGGAGCUUACAAAAGAAGGAGAAUUGCCAGAUCUGACACCAAUCUAUAGAGACAGUAAUUCUUCUAUAAAUAUUGCUACUUGGUCGAUUGCUUUCGUUGUCAUCCCUGACUUCGUGGCCAUUGGAUGCAACUAA
Cucumis melo (muskmelon) is the source of this 1263-nucleotide messenger RNA. RefSeq names its product heparanase-like protein 1. Gene Ontology annotation, molecular function: beta-glucuronidase activity. The transcript has 7 exons. Lineage: Eukaryota; Viridiplantae; Streptophyta; Magnoliopsida; Cucurbitales; Cucurbitaceae. Bases 1 to 1263 code for a protein of 420 amino acids. The record is from RefSeq and is a predicted model, not a curated record. Gene Ontology annotation, cellular component: plant-type cell wall; membrane.